GUGACCGUUCAUGUAAACAAAAGUUAUGAACAUUUCGAGUUAAAAAUGCAAGUAAAACCUUUUACUUCAACACUAUAUUGUGGUUAAAAUGGACGAAGUGCCUAUAAAAGUUGCUGUUAGGGUACGUCCACUGGUUGGCCAAGAAAAGGUUCACAGUGUAAAUACAUGUGUCUACUGUCUACCGUCAAAACCACAGCUUAUUCUUGGAAAAGACAGAGGGUUUACAUUUGACUUUGUUUUUAACCCAGAAACACCACAGUCAGAUGUUUAUGAGGCUUGUGUUGAACCAUUGGUCAAGAGCUGUUUGCAAGGUUACAAUGCCACUGUAUUUGCUUAUGGACAAACAGGUUCUGGUAAGACYCAUACUAUGGGAUCACUGGGUACUGGGGGUCUGACUGACAGYGAUCAUGGCAUUAUACCAAGGGCUGUCAAGCAGAUUUUCCAGAUGAUAGAGGAGAAAAAAGACAAAGUUGAGUUUGAGAUUCAUGUUUCGUACAUUGAAAUCUACUUGGAAGAACUGAGAGAUUUACUAGAACUAGAGACAUCAAGCAAAGAGAUUCAUAUCAGGGAAAAUGAGAAAGGAAAUACAGUUGUUAUGGGUGCUACAGAGCAGUUAGUAGAGACCAUCGAUGAUGUUAUGAGCUGCCUUGAUACUGGUUCGGCUGCACGGCAAACAGGGACUACAAACAUGAAUGAGGAGUCGAGCAGAUCUCAUGCUAUAUUCACCCUGUAUAUAGUUCAAAAGCCGAUUGGUCAAUGGGAGGAUGAUAACGUUAUAUCACCAAACAAAGACAAGGCAGCUGAUGAAGAAUCCGAUGUUGAUUACAGUGAGUACAAGUAUGCAAAGUUCCAUUUCGUCGAUUUGGCCGGCUCAGAACGAGUAGAUCGGACAGGUAAUGUCGGAGAACGAUUCAAGGAAUCUAUUCAGAUUAACACUGGCUUAUUGGCCCUUGGAAAUGUUAUCAGCUCUUUGGCGGACUCAAGAAAAAAGGUYGUUCACAUUCCCUAUCGUGACAGUAAAGUCACGCGAUUGCUUAAGGACUCCUUGGGUGGUAACGCAAGAACUGUCAUGRUCACGUGUUUAAGUCCUGCCGAACCUGACUUUGCUGAAAACCUYAACUCAUUAAAGUAUGCCACAAGGGCGAGAAACAUUCAUAAUAAACCAGUCAUCAACAGAGAUCCRCAAAACACAAGACUUAUGGCCAUGCAGAAUCAAAUAAUGGCUCUUCGUGAAGAACUUGAGAGACGAAGAAGUUCAGGUGUACCACCUACUGAUUUGUUGCCAAGUAACGAACAGAAGGAUACAGAACAACUCCAAAGGUAUCGUGAUCUAUGUGAGGGUUAUAUCAAGUCAACGAUAAGCGCGUCUUCUCUGCUGCGUUCCGUGUACACUACGGGCCACAUGAACAAACAGCAGCGUGACCAGUAUGAACAGUGGAUGAGAGAUCUUGACGAACUUACGUCAACCAAGACGAGCCGUCAGGACGUUGGUUACGUAAAAAUGAUAGACAAGCUAAAAAGGGAAAAUAUUAAGUUACCUAGCGACAGAAUGAUUCAAGGAUUCCGUGCUCGCAGUCAACUUUUGAUGAAGAAAUACGAAGAAAGGGAUGAAGUGGAAUGUAACUUGUCAGAAUCGAGCGACAGCGAGGAAGAGCAAGACGAUAUCUCAAGAGACCUUGGUAGGACUUGGAAGGUACGAGGGACUUUAAUAACACCAAAAAGCCAGAUUAUAGUCGAUAAUGCAAGCAAUGAUGUCCUGGAUGAAUUGAGNUUAAUGGCUUUUUACAGUACAAAUCGGAUCUCAGCAAUGACGAAGAGUUAUUUACCAGGCAGUCCUGCCAGAUCGACAUUCUUCAAAGGCAAGUCACGGAACUUGAAGUACAAAACAGCUCACUACAAAAACAGAUCACUGAUGAAAGUCGAACAAGAAAUAAAACAACAAGAAGAGUCUAAACAGAACACGGAUAGUUUACACGGUUUGGUCCAAACACGAGACGAGCUGAAUAAACAGCGAGUUCUGCUUGAGGACAAAUUGAAAGCUGGUGAACUUCUUGAUCCAAUUGAAGAGGCAAGACUAAUCGARCUCGACGAAGGUAUCGAGGCUUUGGAGGUUGCUAUUGACUACAAAACUGAUAACAUAGAAARCAAAGAACGUGAGAUACAAACCUCUGACCCUAACACACUCAACAAAGAGAUCCAAGGGCUCGAUAAAGACGACGCUAUCAACCUACUGCAUCGUUACUUGGACAAGGUGAUACAACUGAGGCAGAGCGAACGCAAACUGCAAAUUGAGUCCAGUGACAGAGACGUUCGUAUCAAUGAGCAAGAGAGAAUUAUUGGUGAACUGCAACGAAACUUACAGCAGUCAGUGAUGGUAGCUGAACGUAAAGUCACAAAACUGCAGCAAGAACACGAAGAGAAAGUUCAGUUUUUGAUGAGUCAGUUGGGCGACAUCGACACCGCUGUGGUAAAAGAAAGCGAGAAAGACCAGCGAACUCAACAGUUAGAAAGAGACCUGUACUAUUAUAAAAAGACUUGUAGAGAUUUAAAGAAAAGACUACGAGAAGUGACAUCGAUCGGCAUUGACAGCAGUACAUCGGUCAAACCAGGCGAAGACGAACCGGUAAAAGCUAAAAGGGAUGGAGUGAAGCAAUCAACAUCAGCAUCAAAGUCAUUCCAUACAAGUACAAAACUGUCAAGUACAGGGAAAAGUAUUCUACCGUCACUCACAAGCUCGACUCGCAGUUCCGUGUCCACUCUUAAGCAAAGUAAAAACCCUGAUGGAGUCGAUGACUUAACAMAAGAUUCCAUAGAACCUGCAAAAAACCCUUGGGGAUGAAAAAAGUAUAAAAAGCUAAACACAAUGCUCUGGACCCCGGUAAAUGAGAUCAGUGCUUAUCUCGCUGUACAAGUGUGCUUGUACAAGUGGUAAAGAGUGAUAUCAAUAGAGCAAAACGUGUCUUAAAGACAUCAAUAUACGGAAUAGUAUCCGUACUUUUAAAGUUCAAUCUCAGAGUUUUGUCGCACGAUCACAUUUUGUUGCAGAGAAGUAUUGUUAAAAGACUGUUAUUACAGAACGCCAGAACUUCUGUUGGAACAUUGGAUCAUGUGCCGUAUAUUGCGCAAUGCAUUGUAGGAUAUACUUUGGGAAUUUUGUGGAUUUCUUUAGUUUUCUCUUGAAAGUGAUCCCACAAUGCAUUAGAAAUCAAGUAAAAGGUUAAGAAGUCUAUUUCCAUUUAUAGUACAUUCAACAAAAUAAUACAUUCUGAUUGGUCGAGAGGAGUACAAUUACAGCGUUAAUUGUACUCCUUAAUUAAGUUGAAUGUACUAUAAACAAAAAAUCGCACAACCUCUCGUACAAUUUGGAAUUAAUAGUCACUCGUAAUGUUUUGAAAGUUUAACAUUACUCGUGACUAUUAAUUCCAAAUUGUACUCAAGGUCGUGCGAUUUCCUAUACAAAUUAUUAUGAACUACAUCCGUAAUAUGUUUAAGUUUCUACGGCGAAGUUUUUGAUUUUGUUGGACACAGUGAACUCUUUGCCAAUGAUGGCUGCUGUUUACAAAAUUUGUCAUAGGUUAAAAAAAUUUGGUAAUGCUAGCGGCCAUAUUAUGGGAUGGGUUUGUAGAAUUUUUAUUUAUUCUUUAGUAUUUAUAUUUUUAUUUAUGGUAGUUUUAUCAAGUCGGUAUUUUUUAACUUUCUUUUACGUUUUGUACAUUGUAUAUAGUGUUAGUGUUUGUAUGAGCU
Exaiptasia diaphana is the source of this 3744-nucleotide messenger RNA. RefSeq names its product kinesin-like protein KIF27. The transcript has 23 exons. Bases 89 to 2839 code for a protein of 916 amino acids. Gene Ontology annotation, biological process: microtubule-based movement; mitotic spindle organization. Gene Ontology annotation, molecular function: microtubule binding; microtubule motor activity; ATP binding. Lineage: Eukaryota; Metazoa; Cnidaria; Anthozoa; Actiniaria; Aiptasiidae. The record is from RefSeq and is a predicted model, not a curated record.